UGAUAGGCUUAUUGGCACGCACACCACGCCGCAGUUCAGCGUGCAACAAGUCGGAUCCGUGCCGAGAUCGACUAGUCGAGCCUAUUCGGCCGGAGCGCAAGCAGGAAGUGACUUGCACAAAGGUGACGGCAUGACAGGAGCUGUUCAGGGUCUGAUCCGCAUCAAGCAGCACGGGGAGGAUGGAAAGUGCAAGUUCCAGCGCAAACGAAGGAACCAUCUCGGUCCAUAAUUUUUCCGAGAAGAUUCUGGAGCAGGUUGUUCACUUCCAUGUUAUGAAAAUGAAGGACGGAUUCUUCCUUUGGAUCGGGGCGAGCUCGGUUCUUUCUAACCUAGCUGUGGCCAUGUGUAGCAAAUAUGACUCUGUACCUUUGGCAACCUUAGUUUUUGGAGAUUCUUCUGACACCUCUCCAAGUUCCCUGGCACAAAGAUUAACCAAGAAGACAAAAAAGCAGGUCUUUGUCAGCUACAAUCUUCCCUCCACUGAGGCCAACCUCACAUUGCUCGUGGAAAACCGAGUAAAGAAAGAAAUGGAACUUUUUCCCGAUAAGUUCUAGACUUUUCAGAGUUCGCUUUUCAGAUAAAGGAAAGCUCUGUAUCUUUUUUCCUUGGUAUUUUUCAUGUUUUGUAAGAAAAUGUAAAGAAAAAUAAAAAAAAUCCCCCCUUUAAAUUAUUCUAUACAUGUUUACUAUGAGCAGUUCUUUCUCCUGAGUAUUAAUUCCAACAUUUAAAGCAGUAAACCUAUAAGAGUUUUCAAUGACUAUUUACUAGUGCCUUAUUUCUUAGUUUCUGUCACAAAAAUGAGAUUUAAAACGAGAUUAGGAAAUUUAGCUAUGACUUUCCCUUUCCCUCUCAUGCACAAAGUCUAUAUGACUCACAAAGGGUGCUGUUCUAUUAGGGUGCUAUACUGCAUGUACUGUACGUCAAGCAUUUUUCAAUAAAUAUCUUAACAUCAA
Lepisosteus oculatus (spotted gar) is the source of this 953-nucleotide messenger RNA. It is a transcript of the gene psmg4, whose product is annotated as proteasome (prosome, macropain) assembly chaperone 4. The record is from RefSeq and is a predicted model, not a curated record. NCBI's taxonomy places the organism in Eukaryota, Metazoa, Chordata, Actinopteri, Semionotiformes, Lepisosteidae. Gene Ontology annotation, biological process: proteasome assembly.